This is a messenger RNA of Rhopilema esculentum, 2853 nucleotides long. The record is from RefSeq and is a predicted model, not a curated record. Lineage: Eukaryota; Metazoa; Cnidaria; Scyphozoa; Rhizostomeae; Rhizostomatidae.
CCAUACCACACCAUACGGUCUCGUCUCGUUCCAGUGAACAAGCCUAGCCGGCGUCGCAGACCAUAUUCUGAAGGAAAAUAUGGUCUGCGACCCACGCUAGAACAAGCCAUGCGGUGUUUGCGGUGUUUACUUUGAACUUUGCACCAGCUCUAAUUUCAAAGCUGUAUUUAGAGAAAGCUGAAUGGUCUGUCUUCUGCGUGAUAAGGAUUGGCAUUGACUGUUCCCCCGUUUCUUAAAAAAGACUCGAUUAAAGGUCGUCAUUUUAUUGAAAAAAUGAGAAAGGAAAUUGAGCAAACAGAUGUUUCUUAGAGAAGAUAAAUUCUAGAUUUGAGAAUGAAUUUUGAAAGGUCUUUCUUUUGAGUCACUACAGUCUGCAGAGUGGCAAAUACCAAGCCUCCAACAUCGGUGUUUGGUAGCAGGGCCGUGAAAGGAAUAAGGGUGCUCACCAAUAAAAUUUCUAAAAACACUAGCUGGCACUGUUCUGCAUUUACAUGGAGGCUGAUCCCCUGGCCCUGUAGUCCUGUGGAUGCUAAAAAGCCUCGGAAAGACAGUGCAAGAAGACUCAAUGGAUAUACUGACAUGUGAUGCAGUCCAGUCAAAUAUGAAUGCAUUAAUAUUGGGGACAUUGUGUAUUGCCUCCAUAAUAUUCUUAACUUUGAUGUCAUUCUUGGAGCAUCGUUCAGCAUUCAAGCUGAGUUGCUGCAAUGGAAGGCCUGGUCUUGUUGUUCCACUCAAUCUUCUGGAUGGCUAUGAGAACCGUUUGGCUUACUCUUUAGCCUUUGGUGUAACAACCUCCUACUGUAUAUCAAUCAUAUUCAAUGAUGCCCAGUCAGUUCUUGGCAGUUCUAUUGCAAAGAUCAUCAAGUCUUCACCUUCAUAUGUAAAUAUAUUUUUCAAGAUGAUUGCAACAAUUUUGCUAGCAACUGGUGCUUAUCCCUUGUUUGUGUGUAUUGGUACAAGACAUCGUACCCUUGGAUCAACUUUUGGCUUUAUAUUCAGUGCUACUUGGUUUUCCUUAUUUUGUUACAAGAUAUCAAAGCUAUUCCGGAACUGCUACGAGGACAAAAAGGAACUCCUUGCUCUUGUUCUGGCUAAGGAGGUUCCCCAAUACAUAUGCCUGAUUUUGCUCAUGUUACAUUUUUCGCGUGCCAUUUUUACAUCCAUCCGGGCUCGUAGGUGUUUCCGUAACCAAAAUGAAGUGCCACUUCCACGUAAAGACGAUUAUAUGUACAACUAUGUGAUGGCCCUUUUCAAAAAGCAGCAAUACCCCACACUCGAUGUCAAUUCGCACUCAUCUUUGAUUGGUUUGCUAACCAAGACUAUUAAGAGAAAGUUAUAUAAAUCUGAAUUUAAGUUUUCAACAAGAGUUGUAUGUACGUUUAUGGUGUCUUCUGUUGCUGUGUACAUGCUCACAGUUAAUCUUCUUGGAAUUGCUUGGAUAUUACUGGAAACAAAACUCGAGCCGUUGAUCGAUUCAAGCAACCUCAAUCGAUUUUUUGGUCAAUCCUUUGUCAUUGAAGCUCGCAAGCAAGUUAGAAUAUGGACAUUUUGUUGCUAUGUUUCAAUCAUGGUGUCGACAAUAAAGACUUACAUUGUUUUUUUAAACAUGCUUAGCUGGUACAGGCGUCAUCUGAUGAAGCUUCGUGUUGGCGAUCGGUCAUGGCUGCCAGAGUCAAUUAAAAGGCUAAAUGACUCACCAGCAAGUCUCGCGGAUGCAAGUAUGAAAUAUGCUGGUUAUCAAGUUGCCUACGUUGCUUGGGGUUACUGGAUAUUUUUAAUCGUUUUUUGGCUUCUUCUUGGAUUGACAUCUUCGCUAAUUUUCUAUCCACUGUUUCAUGGAACAUCUUCAGUCCUGAUACAAGCAUUCUACAAAGUAUGGCCUGCAUUGCUUAUUACAGUUUGCAUUUUCCUUGCGGAAAGGAUCACGGCAAGAUACUGUUUUCUGUUCAAAAAGGGUAAAAUCAUAGCAAUAACAAACAGGAAAGUGUUUAAUAUCGUGUCGUAUUACUUGUUCUUCUUCAACAUAUUUCUCGGCUUCCUGUCAUGCUUGCUCCGCAUUUUGAAAAGUGUUGUUGUUGGAGUAAUGUUCCUUGAAAGGGUCCAGAAAAGUAUACUUCCAAGUUCCUUUGAAGUUAUCGAUCCAGGUUAUUAUGCCUAUAUAGGCUGCAUACACAUUGAGCAUACACUUGCCAACCCUGUUUUGAGAGUAUUCUUGGAUAUUUUGAAUGAAUCGGUUGACUGCAAGACGUCAUCCAAUGCAGAAAAUAUCGGAAAUUUUCGCUCCAACAGCCGCCAGUCAUUAUUAGGGGACAAUGAAUGUGGCAUUGCAUUGGAGACAGAAAGGUAUCGGAUUAUACGGAACAAAUGGAAUCUUGCAUACACCUUGAUAAAAAAUCCGUCGUUGCUACAGUUCAGAAAAAACAAAACGAAUAAGCGACCCAGUGUCGAGUCAGAGUACAGAGGCUCGGUGUCUUGUUGAGUGCAAGCACAAAUAGACAGUGCAGUUUAUUGCUAGUUGCUGAGGUUUCCUCGGAAGUGCAGAAAGUUACUCGGAAGGGUAGAAGUUAUCAUGCAUUGAAUGGGAGGAGGGACAUGUUACAUUAAUAUCCGAUGAAGAAUGAAUUGCAGGCUUAUAUUAUUACAGGCUUAUAUCACAUCCUAUUACAGGCUUAUAUCAAGUAUACAUUUUUUUAUCACAUAUCUGUAAUUGAUUGUACAUGAGGUAUUUUUAAACGGAGAAAUUUAUUUUUAUUUGUUUUAAAAAGAAGAGCUAUAGAGAUUUUUAUACGUAUGUGAUAUAUGUUGUGAUAAAUGAUUUUAUUGUUGAUUUUAGUAUUCCGAAAUAGAGCAUUA